AUGAUUACAUGCCCAGAGUGCAAAACUGAGUAUGAAAAAGAAGCAAAAUAUUGCUUCAAAUGUAGAAUAGCCUUUACAGAUGAUUUACCAGAGAAUAUUUCUAAAUAUCUUAGAAGAACUCCAUCAACAUCAAAUAUAACAAGUACACCAAUAGUUAGAAAUGAUAAACCACCUUUAACUCGAAAUCCAUCAGCAACAGGUUCAACAAUAACACAACAUCAUUAUAAACCACCAUUACAAGGUGGAAACACAUCAUCUGUAUCAUCAUCAACAAAUGUAUUUUCAAUAAAUAAUAAUAAUAAUAGUAACAACAUUAAUAAUAAUAAUAUAUCAAAUAGCUCUAGUUUAAGUAGUGGAAGUUUAAAUAAUGGUAAUAUUAGUUUAAUAAAUAGUGUUGGUAGUAUAGGUAGUAGUAAUACAACAAGUAGUAUAGGUAGUAGUAGUAGCGGUGGUGUUAAUAGUAAUAUGAUAAAUAGUGGUGGUGGCACAAGACCUAGGUUACAAUCAUCACCCGUUCAUCCAACAAAUCCAUUACCACCAUUACCACCAAAUAAUAGUAGGAUGUCUGUACCAGUUUCAACAUCCCCAACCAUUAGAACACCACCACCACCACCAACCACAGCAACUAGUACAGGUACUUCACCAAUAAAUUCUUUAAAUAAUAAUAAUAGUAACAAUAAUAAUAAUAAUAAUAUAAUAAAUAAUGGUAAUAAUAAACCACCAAUUAAUUCAAACAAUAGAACAAUUUCACCAAUAAAUACACCAACCACAUCAAAUACUGUAACUUCACUUAGUAAUAGUAAUGAUUUUUCAAAUAAUUCAAAUAUAUCUUCACCCCAAUUUACAAACGAUAUCAAUAAUACAGCACCAUUUUCAAAGAGACCACUUUCUCGUAGAAUUCCACCACCACCACCAACUAAAAAGUUGGCUCGUGCAAAAUGGGAUUGCGUACCAGAGCAAGAAGGUGACUUAGCAUUUGUUGCUGGUGAUAUCAUUACAAUCAUUAGUAAAGAUGAUGAUGGUUCAGGUUGGUGGUUAGGAAGUGUUAAUAAUGUUGCUGGUAUGUUUCCGGGUAAUUAUUGUGAGGAAAUUUAA
This is a messenger RNA of Dictyostelium discoideum AX4, 1095 nucleotides long. RefSeq lists its product as hypothetical. Gene Ontology annotation, biological process: endocytosis; actin cortical patch localization. Lineage: Eukaryota; Evosea; Eumycetozoa; Dictyosteliales; Dictyosteliaceae. The transcript has 2 exons. The record is from RefSeq and is a predicted model, not a curated record. Gene Ontology annotation, cellular component: cytoplasm. Bases 1 to 1095 code for a protein of 364 amino acids.